UACCAACAACAUAAAUACUGAACCAGCAAAAAGAGCUGAAACUAAGUCUAGCUCUGAACCGUGGAUCUGUCUUCUUUAUGUUGCCAGAGGGAUACAGCAUGUCCGAAAUGCUUGACAGCAUCAUCCCAACGAACUUUAUUGACCUGACCCUGAGCGACGAUCUUCUCCCAAUCCCAUCCCCGCUCAAAGCUCCAGGGCAGAGUCGGCUGAACCGAUCUGCAUCUUUCUUCACCCCUCCCUCCCAUUCUGCCUUGUCAAGCCUCAGCUUGAGCUCUGAGCAUCUUAACAGUGAUGACAACGGCAGCUCUAUCUGGUCGUCCAACAUCUGGAGCCAGGCUCCGGGUUCCAACCAAAAACCAGCCCCUUUCCGGUCUGACCGCUCUAUGAGCAUGACUGAGCCCAGCAGCAGCCUGCUCCCUCCGUUUGGACAGCUGAAGAGUCUGGACCCAUUUACCCAGAGCCCUGCCUCUACCGUUGCUCCCCCACCAGGGUUCCCGCCCUCAUCUAACCUCCCAGCUCAAGUCCCACCAAUGCUCUCCUCAAACCGUUACAAGACCGAGCUGUGUCGAGGCUUCCAAGAGACUGGCAACUGCAAGUAUGGCAACAAGUGUCAGUUUGCCCACGGUGAGGCAGAACUGCGUGGACUGUACCGUCACCCAAAGUACAAGACCGAGCCCUGCAGAACCUUCUACAAUUUUGGUUACUGUCCCUAUGGCUCACGGUGCCACUUCAUCCAUGGGGAGAAAAACAGUGAUGGUCCCCUGGGGUCUAUAAAAUUCCAGAGACAGCCACUUUCCACAUCAACCAGUAACCACAACCCACGCCACCAGCUCCGCCAGAGUCUCAGCUUUGCUGGGUUUGUGGCCCCAUCCCGCAGCUCCUCUCCACCCUCAUUCUCCGCAGUCUUCAACGAUCCAAACCUGGGAUUCAGCCGUGCUCCUUCUGUUUCCCCACCUCCUACUGAACUCCUCCCCCCGGUGUUUAGCGACUCCGCGUUCCUGUUUGAAACCCUUCAGAACCACGCCAACAGCGGGGACAUUCCUCUCAUCUUGGAGCCAAAGCCUUCACGCUGCGUGUGCGGCCACGGAAAUAACUUUAACAAAAGCAGCGUCUUCACCAGCAUGGUGGAUGAGCAGCACCCGCUUCCUGUAAUUGGCAGCCACGGGGCAUUUAGGAAGUCCGCUGGACUGCACCGUUUCUCCUCUGAGGACUCCCUGGAGGACGGCAGCAGCAGCAGCAGCUGCUCCAGUGGGACCGAGUCACCAACGUUUGACGGCUCCACCACCAAGAGGCUCACCGUCUUUGAACGUUUGUCCCUAUCAGACUAAACGAAUCCAAAGAAGACGGAAGUCGACUUGCUGUGCUUGUUGACUUCCUUGAAAAACCAGAACUGUCUAGAACAAGUUGACAAGAUAACACUUGUAAAAAUCUAAUUAAUCUUUUACAAACUACACAUACUAAGAUGAUUUUAGUACUCGUUUGUUAUCAGACUCUAUUUUUAUACUCAGAAAUACGGAGUAGCCUUUUAGACCUUUAUAUGUGGUCUUCCAAAAGAAUUACCUCUUCUACAGGUCUCGACUUAACCAGCACAUGUUCUGACUCACAGUUACCACCGAUCGGUAGUGAUCAAAACCUUUUGUGAUAAUCAGUAAUGCCUUAAAGAUUUGUUCUUUUCCCGCCUCAUAGGCUAUCUCACCUCUCUGCCAUUUUCAGUAUGUUCGAUUCAGUAGCCUUAAUCAGCCAGACCUGACAUGUGUCUAUGAUAUGCACUUUACAGCUAAUUCGAAUAGGGGAAAACACGUCCCAGUAGCAUUCAACCAAAGCUUAAUUCUUCAUUCUGCGUUAUGGAUGUGUGUGUAAAGAGUGUGUGUGCCUGUAAGUAUGCUUGUGAGAGUGUUUGUGAUUUUCUUCUAUUUUUAGACCUGGGGUGCAAGCAAAUCUUGCAAGUCCUGAAGGAUCACAAUAAGAUCCAAACGUUCUAUGUUUUUGAUUUGGUAAAUUCUUCUGUUCAGUUUGCCAGUUUGAAAAAUGCACCCCAUUUGUUUUGACCGCCUGGUUCAGGGAACACCGCAGUAUUCCAUUUGGUUAUUGGUUGCCUUGUGUUGUUUAACUUAAACUAAUAUAUUUAUUAUGAUAUUUAUUUGUGUUUAAAGAAGAAAAAACUUGUAUUUUGUACUUUUAUUUAUGAGAAAAAAAUUAUUUCAAGCUCUGUGAAAAAAAAACAAUGUGAGAAAAGAAAAGCAAUAAAAAAGAGAUUAUUAUAUUUUUAAUUGCUUGAAACAGAUUAAAUAAAAUACUAAAUAAAAAAAUAAAUCUA
Messenger RNA from Nothobranchius furzeri (turquoise killifish), 2317 nucleotides. Its product is annotated as mRNA decay activator protein ZFP36. The record is from RefSeq and is a predicted model, not a curated record. Gene Ontology annotation, molecular function: metal ion binding; mRNA binding. NCBI's taxonomy places the organism in Eukaryota, Metazoa, Chordata, Actinopteri, Cyprinodontiformes, Nothobranchiidae.